This is a messenger RNA of Alternaria novae-zelandiae, 1686 nucleotides long. RefSeq lists its product as uncharacterized. Bases 1 to 1686 code for a protein of 561 amino acids. Gene Ontology annotation, cellular component: plasma membrane; NADPH oxidase complex. Gene Ontology annotation, molecular function: superoxide-generating NAD(P)H oxidase activity. Gene Ontology annotation, biological process: defense response; superoxide anion generation. The record is from RefSeq and is a predicted model, not a curated record. The transcript has 4 exons. NCBI's taxonomy places the organism in Eukaryota, Fungi, Ascomycota, Dothideomycetes, Pleosporales, Pleosporaceae.
AUGUCGUACACCACCAGUCUCACAGGUCGUGAGCGGUCACGAUGGCCGCCGCUGACGCGCAUGCUCAUGUCCGGAGAGAUGUCGGACCAAAAAGCGCGAGAGUUGACCCGGAAAGAGAAAUUUGAUGUGUGGAUGGUCAAUGAGGGUUACCGAAGAUUUUUUGUUUUUACAUUUGCGAUAUUGCACGUCAUGGUCUUCGUCUUUGGUAUGAUGAACUAUGGGCUAAAGGACAACUCCAUUGGUUCAAGACAAACCUUUGGUCUGACCUUCCCCAUUGCUCGUUCAGCCGCUCUCGUAUUGCACGUCGACGUUGCCUUCAUCCUUUUCCCGGUAUGCAGGAACUUAAUCUCCAUGGCUCGUCGUACGCCGUUGAACGACGUUAUUCCUUUCGACAAGAACAUCACCUUCCACAAGCUGGUCGCCUGGUCUAUCGUCUUCUUCUCGUGGGUCCACACUAUCGCCCAUUGGAACAACCUUGCCAAGUUUUCGGCUUCCAAUAACCUGGGAUUCAUGGGCUUUAUCCUUGCCAACCUUGCAACUGGACCUGGAUGGAGUGGUUACGUUAUGCUGACUGCGCUCAUGGCGAUCGCUGUCACGGCUGCGGAGAAGGCUCGUCGCGCCAACUUCGAACGUUUCUGGUACAUGCACCAUCUGUUCAUCGUCUUCUUCAUCUUCUGGUCCAUUCACGGAGCCUUCUGCAUGAUUCAGCCCGACUUUGCGCCCUUCUGCGACGGUAUCGGUGUCUUCUGGGAGUACUGGAUGUAUGGUGGAUUUGCGUACCUGGCCGAGCGAAUCGCCCGUGAAGUACGAGGACGACACAAGACGUAUAUCUCCAAGGUCAUCCAGCACCCCAGCAACGUUUGCGAAGUUCAGAUCAAGAAGGAGCACACCAAGACCCGUGCUGGACAGUACAUCUUCUUGUGCUGCCCUGAGAUCUCCAUCUGGCAAUACCAUCCCUUCACGCUUACCAGCGCACCCGAGGAAGACUACAUCUCGGUGCACAUUCGUAUGGUCGGUAACUUCACCAAGGCUUUCGGACAGGCGCUUGGCUGCAACACAGACAAGAAGCCAGCCGGCGAGAAGGGUGAGAAGGGUGGGUCCAGCGAAGAGAUCGCCUUGCGUCAAAUUCUUCCCCGAGUCUACAUUGAUGGUCCUUUCGGUUCGGCCUCUGAGGAUGUAUUCAAGUUCGAAGUCGCCGUUCUCUGUGGUGCCGGUAUCGGUGUCACACCUUUCGCGUCCAUUCUUAAGAGUAUCUGGUACCGCAUGAACUACCCUCAAGGAUCCCGUACGAGACUGAGGAAGGUCUACUUCUUCUGGAUCUGCAGAGACUUCGGAUCUUUCGAAUGGUUCAGAUCGUUGCUGCUGGCUAUCGAGGCGCAAGAUAUCGAUGAUCACAUCGAGAUCCACACCUACCUCACAGCAAAGAUCAAGGCAGACGACGCGACAAACAUCAUGAUCAACGACGCAAAUGCAGAGCAAGACGCCAUCACCGGUCUCCGCGCGCCCACAAACUUCGGUCGCCCUAACUGGGACAUGAUCUUCAAGUCCAUCCGCAAGAUUCACUCACCCGCCGAAGCCGGUGUCUUCUUCUGUGGACCCAAGGGUCUUGGUUCAACGCUCCACGUCAAGUGCAACAUGUAUUCUGAGCCCGGCUUCAGUUAUGUGUGGGGCAAAGAGAACUUCUAG